CUUUGUGCUUUGAACUCUCAACCUUGGUUUCAAACAUUAUAUUUAAUUUCUCUAGCAGCUAGGAUGAGGAAGAUAGUAAACAUUCCCGUUUCAGGAUUAUGGGUGGCAAUUACCCUUGUGAUGGUGAGUGGGCAAGGCAUAAGUGACAUCGUGACAGCAGAAUUCUUUGACAGCAUAAUCAAUCAAGCUGACGAUAGUUGUGAAGGGAAGAACUUCUACUCACGUGAUGCUUUCCUCGAUGCUCACAAUUCCUACCCUCAGUUUGGAACAAAUGGCAACCAGGACGACAACAAGCGUGAGGUUGCAGCUGCCUUUGCCCAUUUCACCCAUGAAACUGGACACUUUUGCUACAUAGAAGAGAUUGAUGGUGCAUCAAGGGACUAUUGUGAUGAAACGAACACCCAGUACCCAUGUAACCCUGACAAAGGGUACUACGGGCGUGGACCCAUUCAACUAUCAUGGAACUUCAACUAUGGACCAGCUGGGGAGAGUAACGAUUUUGAUGGAUUGAAUGCUCCAGAGACAGUAGCCAACGACCCUGUGGUGUCCUUCAAGACAGCAUUGUGGUAUUGGACACAGUUUGUGAGACCUGUGUUGGAUCAAGGUUUUGGUGCAACCAUUAGAGCUAUCAAUGGCCAACUUGAAUGUGAUGGUGCAAACCCUGAUACUGUUCAAGCUCGUGUUAAUUACUACACUCAGUAUUGUUCACAACUUGGUGUCGAUCCUGGUGAUAACCUCGAUUGCUAAGUUAUUAAUGUAUUAAUAACGGAUAAUUGGAUAUGAUAUGAUAUAUAUAAUAAUGAUAUCAUCCAUAAUUCAAUUCCACAUAAUAGUGGAACUGAAUUCUAGCAGUGUUGAAGGGUUUAAUAGCUGGAUGAGGAUACAUGCAUGUGGCAUGCCUAAUCCUCCCACUAUCAUAUAUAUUAUUAAAUAAUAGCUGCAAGCUGCUUCUGUCU
Messenger RNA from Cajanus cajan (pigeon pea), 956 nucleotides. RefSeq names its product endochitinase PR4. Gene Ontology annotation, molecular function: chitinase activity. Gene Ontology annotation, biological process: cell wall macromolecule catabolic process; chitin catabolic process; carbohydrate metabolic process. The record is from RefSeq and is a predicted model, not a curated record. Lineage: Eukaryota; Viridiplantae; Streptophyta; Magnoliopsida; Fabales; Fabaceae.